ACACCGAUGACCCCGUCGUGCCGCCCGCCUGCCACUGGUCUGACCCACCUCGCCUCAGUCGUCAUCGGCGAGACCACUGUCCCCAAUUUGGCCUCCGCCUCCAUGCCGCCGCCCCGGAUUUGCCCCAACUCGGCCGGUCGCCGUCGCGCCGGAGAUGCCUGCAAAGAAGCAGCGGGCCACCAAGCCAUGCGGUGGAGGCGUGAAGCGACAACUGGUGCGGGGGCGCAACCCGGCGGCGAGCCAACCUCGGCCGGCCAAAAUUUAGAAGUCGAAUGCGGCUGCGAUGGGUGAUUGACUGCCGCCGAUGGCCGUGGCUUCCUCCUCCGGCCAAAGAGGCCCUCCUCCACCUUCAUCGCUGCCCCUACUCCAUUCCUCCUCCUUUCUCCGCCUCGAAUCGAUGCAGCUCCGCCGCCUUGAUUCACGCCGCCGCCUCACCGAUUCGCCAUGCCCGCUGCCCUCCGAUGCUUUUCCUCCGCCACCCUGAAUCGCGCCGCGCCGCCACUGUCCCCACUGCCGCCGCCCACUAGUUUUUACAUCUCAAUUUUGCAUCACCUAUUGGAGUUGCACUUUUACAUCUCCGUUUGCAUCAUCUGUUGGAGUUGACCCUUUUUUGGAUAUGCAAAAGGCACUUUUUGGAGGUGUAAACUUUUACAUCUCCAAAUUUGCAUCUUCUAUUGGAGAUGCUCUAAUGGAGUCUGCUACCAUAUAGCACCAGGUCAAGAGACUUCUCACGGAUGCGUGUAGGCGAAAAUAUAGCUCCUUUUUUUAAAAGGUAGCAACCAUUCAUCGUGUGCUCUUGCUCGCCGUUUCCCCCAAAUCUCUCUUCUUGAUCGCGUACAGAAUGACGCCGCCGCCGCUGCCCAUCACCGGGAACGUAGCCUCCGGCAAGCCGUCUUCUAGAUCCGUCUGUUCACGCCAUGAUCUGCAAGCCCCCCCCCCCACACACACACGUCGGAGUGGUGCGCAGCUGCCACCGUCUUCCCGUGUCGUUGUGGCCUUCGCUCCAGCUGCACGCGGAGAUGCGGACACGGCUCCUCGGCAACUCGAGAAAUCAUCUGCCCAGCCAGCCGUCCGAUCUGGCGUUGUGGACGUCCAAUUUGGCGCAGCAACAGGAGCCGUCGGGUGAUAUCCAGAGCAACAUCAAGCAUUGCCCCCGACAAACUGUUAGCAGCCCACCUUAUCUGUAUGGGCUUGCCCCGUCUAGCUCAUGGGUCUGGCCUGGUUGAGAACCCCUCAGACUACAAGUACGCGAGAGGAAGCAACUAAGGAGGGUAUCCAGUGGAUCACGAACGGCGGCGGCGGCUUCCUUUCCUUCUUCUUUCUCUCGCUCUCCAUUCCUGUACUCUAGCCAGAGCUUGUAAUUAGCACUUGUAUCUCGAAUUCCCCUGUGCAUGUAAUAGAUCGAGAGAGUAUCUACCAGUACCCUAACAUCUGGUAUCAGAGCCAGACACUACCCUUCCCUUUCAAAUUUUUUCUCCCAAAUCCUACAAUUCCAACGGCGACGACACCAUGCCCGCCGUCAAACCACCAGAGUGGGAUGCCAUGUUUGCCAAGGAGCAGUUGUUGUGGUAUCUCGAGAGGUUAUGUGCUCAGGCAGACGAGAUGAGCUCAGUGUUGGGUAUUGCACGAGUGGGUGACCCUCCCAUGGUCACCUCGCUUGUCGAUCCGGCGGCCUCAACCACGACGCACGCCUCACCUACUCCCGUCCCCGACUCUCCGGCUCCACCACCAAGGUCCAGGAAGUGCUUGAGUUCAUCCAAGACGCGCCCCUGCUUGCAUCGCGAUGGCGCACAUCAACUGUUCGACGGAUGGCUCGAACCAAGUUGUCGCCACGAACAGCGUCAACAAGGUCACCACCAUCUACCCCGAGCCCGUCAUCGACAUCGGCGACAAGAGGGUGGAGCAGUUCACUGACUCUACCGUGAGUGCCGAGUCCCUCGCAGUGGUGACCGCCACGGUGGUGUCUUCCAACCCGGGCAAGUACGCAGCGGUGGAGGCCCCUCCCGAUGUCCUCACCACACCUGCAGUACCUACCAACAUUUCCUCAUCCACCACAAAGGCCAAGGAGGUCUUCGAGGUUGCUUAUGAUGUGCCCCAGGACAGCAUCACCAAGACACUCGUGAGUUAUUCGACGGAUUGUUCGAACCAAGUCGUUGCCACAUCGUCGUUCCGGGCCCAUGACCUGGACAUCUCGUUGCCCACAAGGCACCAAGGACUUUUGAUGCGGCCGACACCAUGACCGUCGUUUCUGGCAGAUCAUAUGGCUGAGGGGAAUGAGAAUCGACCAACUCCAUGGCCAUCAUUUCAAAUCGGCGUGCCAUCAAAGGACAAGGAUGAUUCAUGUUUUAGUGAGAAGUUAUUUCAUGAAGGUAAAAAGUGGCUUUCAGAACUAUGUGAUUGCUCUAUUACUAUGGCUCCUCCAGUGCAGCAUUUGAAUCUAGCUAUCACGACUGCACAUCUACUUCUGAGCAUGCAGAAAAUGGUUGCUCUAAGCACCGAACGUUCAAGCAAAAAAAUUCUUCAGUUCAUGCAAUUUGGGCCCUAUGAACUAGUCUGCUACAAGCUUCAGGGUCCGAUUUCCAGUUUGUUUGCUAGUGUUGUUGUUCAGACUGUAUUCUCUGCAUAUACUACUGAUUCACUUCUUCCGUGGGAAUUCGGUAGAUGUACAAUCAUGGGAAGGGCAACAAAAUGCAGUGGAGGAUACACUGUGCAAUUUGAGCCACGGCAUGUGUUCAAGUUCAGUCAAGAGACUAUCCAGCUGAAGCCACCUUGGCCAUCAUUUUCAUGCGAUUGCCGAGCAGUGCAGGUCUUGAGCAUGUCAAUGCGUUGGAAAUUUUUGAGCAUUGCAGAUCUGAGAGCAUCCUGGACGCAUCUAUUAAGGGUGCACCUGACAUCAUGUUCCGGGAAGAAGGUUGUUUGAUGGAUCCAUUCGGUGGCAAGAGCUAUCUCUGUGAUCAGGCGAUUAAUUGAUGUCCGACUGAAAUGGUGGUCAAAACUACCUAAUGGUGAGCCCCCUGAUGACUGCUAUUCUAGUGUUACUCCUUUUUCUUCACUCGUGACUCCCUCUUUUUAUGUUGUUUGUUCAUUGGAAUCUACUGAGCAUCAAUUUCUGGCUAUUCCUGAACAAGUCAGUGAGUUGGCUGGCACUUUUGGUCUUGACAAAUUUUUGAGCACUAGUAAUCUAGUAUGUGAAAUCCAAAUGCAUUGGAAACUUUCUGAGCAUCGAGCACGGGAUCUUGCUGACCAAAACGAGGAAUUAUGUCAUAUUGGAGAUCUUGUGUGGAACCUCCGCGGAUACUGCAUAAAUAUACUUUAUGUAGAGCUCUGGCACUGGUGGUCUCUGAAACUGGACACUAACAAUUCAUGUUUCAGUAAGCAUCUUUUGCAUGAAGGUAAGCAUUGGUUUUCAGAACUCUGUUCAUGCUCUAUUACUUCUGCUCCUGUACUACAACAUUCUUGGCUUGCUACUAUGGCUGCACCUCUGUGUCGGAGAAUGCGGGAAAUGGGUAUCGGUCUUCACUUAAUACAGUUCGAGCAAUUACUGUCGUUUGAUAAAGCUAGCAUCAAUGAUCAAUGGCAACUUGACUAGACAAGCAUGAUGUUGUAUGUGCUAUCCCCCGGCAUGAGAUAUCACAGGGGGCCAUACAAAUCAUGAGCAUGACAGUUCAUUGGCCAUUUUUGAAUCAAACUGAACUUAAGGGCAGUGGCCAGCUUGAUAAGCAAUGCAAUUCUGACCAAAUAACUAAUAGUUCAAGAGCUAGAAUUCAGCUUACAGUAAUGAAUCAUGGUCUAUUCUCACACACGACAUACAGUCAGCAGCAUGGGAUCUUCCUUCUUCAGUUUGUGACGGUGCUUUGUAAGAUGAUGUCAGCGUCUGAAACGAGGUCACUUAUAUCAUUAUGGUCUCAUCAUAUAUUAUUGGAUUAUAUGUUUGAGCAGAGCAUUUGUCAUGACUGGGAAUCACUGUUCUAUUCAAAUCAGCGAACACCCCUUGCGGAUUUUGGAAUGGUGGAUUCUAGUUCAGCCAGAAUGGGUAUCCCCAUUAUAUCUCAAGUUGUUUCAAAGCAUCACUGCGUGGUUCCUAUCUGUGCAAUUAUACAGACCGACAGUGAUCAGUGCAAGCGUGAGUGGCACCCGCAAUGCUUUUUAAACAAAUGGCUAGAGGAGGUUGGAAAUGGCCAGAACAAGGCGGAUUUUGUUCCCUUGGGUUGUUAUGCGUGGGGACUGCUGAAUCCUAAUUGCUAUCAAGUCAGUAUGAACUCUUGUUUCCAUGGAUAUUCUUUUCUUUAUGGUCUGGUGCUGCUUCAGUGGGAAAUUGCUUGGACACUUCAUUUGGAGUUCUCUUCUGGUGGCAACAACUCUGGCCAACCAUUCCGUCCACCAAGCACGACAUGUGCAAAAUCAACUGGAAAACAGGAAAUUAAUCAAGGAAGGAGGGGUGACAGAGCUGAUGUUGGGUACGUUUACUGCAUCUACUACACUUGCUACUCUGAUCAAGACCCUAGUGGCCAUAACAACUACCCCGACACCUUCCAUCGGCAAGCCUCCGUUGAGCACGACUACUACCUCUGCGGCGUUGAAGUCUUCAUCAACUACGACUACCACCGUGACUACGACCAAGCCAAGCAACAUCGAGUGCAAUGGGAUCCGGGUGGUUCUCGGUGGCAUCGGCUUGGGGUCAAGCCGAAUCUCAAGGAGGGGGGAUGUUAGCAGCCCACCUUAUCUGUAUGGGCUUGCCCCGUCUAGCUCAUGGGUCUGGCCUGGUUGAGAACCCCUCAGACUACAAGUACGCGAGAGGAAGCAACUAAGGAGGGUAUCCAGUGGAUCACGAACGGCGGCGGUGGCUUCCUUUCCUUCUUCUUUCUCUCGCUCUCCAUUCCUGUACUCUAGCCAGAGCUUGUAAUUCGCACUUGUAUCUCGAAUUCCCUUGUGCAUGUAAUAGAUCGAGAGAGUAUCUACCA
Molecule: messenger RNA, 4961 nt
Organism: Triticum aestivum (bread wheat)
Lineage: Eukaryota; Viridiplantae; Streptophyta; Magnoliopsida; Poales; Poaceae
Exons: 1
Coding region: 3652-4710 (352 amino acids)
Source: RefSeq, a predicted model, not a curated record